Molecule: messenger RNA, 2991 nt
Organism: Maylandia zebra (zebra mbuna)
Lineage: Eukaryota; Metazoa; Chordata; Actinopteri; Cichliformes; Cichlidae
Gene: b4galnt1b
Product: beta-1,4-N-acetyl-galactosaminyl transferase 1b
Biological process (GO): ganglioside biosynthetic process
Cellular component (GO): Golgi membrane
Molecular function (GO): acetylgalactosaminyltransferase activity
Source: RefSeq, a predicted model, not a curated record
AGAUACUAUAAAAGCUGAAAAAGCAGUACACAUAUUUAUCGACUGUGUGCACAGGCGCCCACACACACACCAAUCUAAACAUCUGACUGACCGCUGAUGAGUCUGGUGUAGCGGCGAUAUCGGUGCGCUCACCGCUGCGCUGCAGCCGCUGUUGCUGCAGGGGGAGCAUCCGUCCAACAGCCUGCAGUGCUGCGAUGCGCGGCAGCUCCUCUCUGCGCCUCUUCCCCCCGCAUAAUCGUUUUCAAGACCUCCGAGGAACAGAUUCGUGAGAGAGGGGCGAGCUCCGUGCAGCAGGGAGGUGAAAGAGUCUGUAGUGUGUGCGUCUUAACUGAGAUGGAGAAGGCGCUUGCUCAUUUCCACGAAUGUUUACAUGGUUUCUGGAGAUGCAGGUGUCAACAGAGGUUUUCCUUUCAAUGACUGGAUAGAGGCAGUGAGGUUCCAGGAUGCGGUCCAUGAGGAAGACGGUGUUGCUAGUCAUCUUGGUGUCUGUGGUGCUAGUACUGGCUCUCCUCCAUUCGUGGCCCACUCGGGGUUAUACCACAGUGGAUGUUUGGCAGCGACCAGCGUUUAUAGUAGAGAGGCAUCUGGAAGAGAGGGUCCCUGAGUCAGACCAUCGAUUGAGCAAUAUUCCCUUCCAUGUAAGGGAUAAUGUGGCGAGUUUGCUGGCACGUAAUGGAUGCAUAUGUGAGGGCGAAAGUGGGGGGGUAAACCUACCGUUCGCACAACUCUUGUUCCCGCGGGUGUCAGCUCAUCCGCUGCACACUGCCUUCGAGGCUUCAGAGCUGGAGGAGAUGAAGAGGAGACGGGCUAAAGAGUACAGCAGCUUUCAGACGAGGUCAAAGACCCCUGCAGAUCUACUCAUUAUUGCUGAGGCUAACAGCCCCUUGCAGUAUCCAACACAGGGGGUGGAAGUACGACCCCUGAAAACAAGCAUCAUCCCAGGCUUGGCCUUACAUGACCUUCCCAGAGAUAAUUACUCAAUAAACAUCACUGCCACGCUGGGAACUCUAAAUGUGGCCGCGGAGGUAGACGAGGUGAAAAUCAAAGGUGAUGGCGAGAUGCACAUGACUCUUUCCAGCCGCCUGCUGCCGAACAUGAACCGACAGCUGCAGUUCGUCACCUACACGAACACGCUGUUUCAUCCCAGCACGGCAGACACAGUGCAGCUUGAGACAGAGGGACAUCAAGCUGUCUUCAGCAUCAAGAUCCGACACGGAACAACACCUAAACUGUACAACACUGGAUCCAAAGGAGAGUACAACAUCAGCGCCCUCGUGACAAUAGCCACAAAAACGUUCCUGCGUUACGAUAAGCUUAGAGAUCUUAUCGACAGCAUCAGAAGAUACUACCCUACUGUUACCAUAGUUAUAGCUGAUGACAGUGAAAAUCCCCAAACCAUCUCUGGGCCUUACAUCGAACAUUACAUCAUGCCCUUUGGAAAGGGUUGGUUUGCCGGCCGAAACCUGGCCGUGUCCCAGGUGACCACGAAGUACGUACUGUGGGUGGAUGAUGACUUCAUCUUCACAGCCAACACCAAGCUGGAGAAGCUUGUAGAUGUUUUAGAAAGGACCACUCUGGAUCUAGUGGGUGGUGCAGUGCGGGAGGCCACGGGGUACACCGCCACCUACCGUCAAACCAUCUCCAUUGAGCCAGGAGAGGAAGAUGGUGACUGUUUACACAUGAGGAGAGGAUUUCAUCACGUCAUUGAAGGCUUCCCCAACUGCGUUGUGACUGAUGGGGUCAUCAACUUCUUUUUAGCUCGCACAGACAAAGUCCAGCAGGUCGGCUUUGACCCACGCCUCACCAGGGUCGCUCAUCUGGAGUUUUUCAUCGAUGGCCUCGGCUCUCUCCAUGUGGGCUCUUGCGAUGAUGUCAUUGUCAAUCACGCGACCAAAAUCAAACUACCCUGGGUAAGCCAGUCAGAGAGCGACAAGACCUACGCCAAGUUCCGUUACCCAUCAGCCUCCUCUGAUGCCACGCACACCAAAAACGGCCUCCUGUACUUCAAGAAUCGGUUUCAGUGCUUGACUCAUAAUUAGCUUCCCCUCUCCUCUUUUUCUCGAAGGUUCCUCCGCUCUCCCCGAGUUGCCAAAGAAGUUCUCCUCCCCCACGCCCUGUCAGAUAAAAUUUUGGUUUGCCUUCUCUUGAGAACCUUGAAAUUAUUUUUCCAGCUUCAGCCUUUAGAGCAGUUUUAGCAUGUUUUAUCUGUCAGUGCACAGCUCUGCAGUGAGCUAAAAAGUCCUCUAGCAUCUAGAAGCCCAACAGAAAAAUUUAGGCUUCCUUUUUGGUGUGAAGACAGGAGAAAAUGAGCUGCAGUGCCCAGUAACAUCUCGAGCCAUAAAGGAAUCUUGCUCAUACCCUGCACAAAGACCAGGCUUUGGGAGAACCGAACAGGUAGCAGCCAGUGUAACUUCAUUGUCAUGCUGUUUUGGGUAGAUGUGCAUGCAUUCUCCUUCGAUUUGCACUAGCCGAAUAUAGAAUUGAGCUUGGAACAAGGUCUUUCUGUCAGUGACAAUAAACCCUAUCAGUUAAGUGACAGAGCUGCAGACUCGGAGCUCCAGUGUGACCUCCUUGCCAAUGCCACAUGAAGAACGUGUUCCAAGUCUUUUCAUUUGUCGGGUUCUGGUACUGACUGGCCGUGCCAAAGGUCUGGAUCCUGCUAGCUCUUGGGUGCUUUAAUCUGUGUGUGCAUUAUGGUUUUACUGCCCAUUACCCAGAAUCCUUUUGUGUCACCCAUGGAGAGAUAAGUAAGAUCUGAGGAGGAGAACCUUUUGGUCUCAGUUCAUCAGGUGUUACCUGGUUGCGGGAGCAGCUGUAAUCGUCGUCUUCUGCUGUUUGUCUGUUUCCCCAACAAGCAUCUGAGGAAAACGAGGCGUUUGAGUGCUCACCACCGGAUCUUUACAUGUGGCCAAAAGAAACAUUGGUUGAACUAAAGUACUUGUAAAAUACUCACAUCAUUAUGAAAAGAGGAUGGAGAAGGGGGGGGGGGGG